CAGGCCAGAAGCUUCACAACUAGCAUUUUCCUUUCUCUCUCUCUGUGGCAACAAUUCAAUCAGAAACAUGAGGUCCAAAGCCAAAUACCCUAUGAACCUUAAGCUUCUUGUCAUUGCAAUCUUCAUUGCUUUCCUCCUCCUAUUUGUGUUGAGAUCAAGCUUAUUCUCAUCUUCCGAAUCAAAUACGCCUGCCAUAUCACCACCCCUUGUACUAAAACCCCCCAAAACUUUGAGAAAUCAAAAAACAAGUGAUUGCUCACCAACUUGCACUAAAAUCCCAUCCACGCUAGCCCAAGCUCUCAUCCACUACACAACCUCCACUAUCACCCCACAGCAAACCCACAAAGAGAUAUCAGUAACCUCCAAGGUUUUGGACAAGAAGUCCCCAUGCAACUUCCUGGUAUUUGGCCUCGGCCAUGACAGUCUCAUGUGGAGUGCACUCAACUAUGGCGGACGCACAAUUUUCCUCGAGGAGGACAGGUCCUGGAUUGAUCAAAUCAAGGGGAAGUUUCCCAUGUUAGAGGCAUAUCAUGUCACCUAUGAUAGUAAGGUGAACCAAGCAGAUGGGCUCAUGGAGGUAGGCAAAGCGCCUGAGUGCUCAUCGGUUGGGGACAUAAGGUACUCCAUUUGCCAACUAGCCGUAAAGGGGUUACCUAGUGAAGCUUAUGAGAUAAAAUGGGAUUUGAUUAUGGUUGAUGCUCCAACCGGUUAUCACGAGGAGGCGCCGGGGAGGAUGACCGCCAUUUACACGGCUGGCAUGAUGGCCAGGAAUAGAGAGGAGGGAGAGACUGAUGUGUUUGUGCAUGAUGUGAAUAGGGAAGUGGAAGAUAAGUUCUCCAUGGCAUUUUUGUGUGAGGGGUACAUGAAGAAACAAGAGGGAAGGCUAAGGCACUUUAGAAUCCCAAGCCACAGGGAUGACUUGAACAAGCCCUUUUGCCCUUAGGAAAUGCUAAUUGUGUACCUCCUCCAAAGACUUUAAUGUUUGCAUUUUAUUUGUUCUAAGAGUAAAAGUCUCGCAUUGUUCCACGGUGUUUUUGAAUGACACCAAUUUGUGAACACGGUCAAAUGUUCUGUCAAUUCAUUUUAAUUUUCGAACAAAGUGACAGUAUGAUAUCUUUACGACAACAACCCAACGUGUUCUAAUUGAUGGGACACAGUGCUAGUAUUUUCAAAAAUUCAUAAUGUAACGUGGGAC
This is a messenger RNA of Ilex paraguariensis (yerba mate), 1195 nucleotides long. The record is from the annotation of a GenBank genome assembly. Lineage: Eukaryota; Viridiplantae; Streptophyta; Magnoliopsida; Aquifoliales; Aquifoliaceae.